UGCCUUGCUUGGUCACAAUCGUGCACUACACAUUCAUCGGUUGUUUGUGAUGAAUAGUUUGCCACCUAUAAAUAGGACAUAUGAGCUUCUGUCCUUCACCAUUAGAACUUAAUUUAAAGCUCACAUCAUUUCAAAAAUAUAAAGAACACUAGAGCUUCCUGUUAACUUCCAAAUAUGACGAUAGUAGAAAUGUGUGUGCAUAUGGAUUGUCCGGGGUGCGAGAGCAAGAUAAAGAAAGCUCUGAAGAAGUUACCUGGAGUUGAUGAGGUAGACAUAGAUAUGAAGCUACAAAAGGUGACGGUUAUGGGAUGGGCAGAGCAAAAGAAGGUUUUGAAAGCGGUUAGGAAGACAGGAAGGAGGGCUGAGCUGUGGCCAUAUCCAUACAACCCUGAAUACCAUGCAUUCUCACGCCAAUAUGCCAACCACACCAACACCAUGACCUCUUCCUCCUCUUCUUACAACUACUACCACCAUGGUUACACUUUUGCCGAUGACUUUGGCUAUUACCGAAAGCCUAUUGCUGCUUCCAUCGUUAGUGACAAGGCCAUGGCUAUCUUCAGCGACGAAAACCCUCAUGCUUGUUCUAUUAUGUGAUCUCAUGCUUUCAACAUCAACAACACAAUAACCAUU
Molecule: messenger RNA, 630 nt
Organism: Arachis ipaensis
Lineage: Eukaryota; Viridiplantae; Streptophyta; Magnoliopsida; Fabales; Fabaceae
Product: heavy metal-associated isoprenylated plant protein 28-like
Molecular function (GO): metal ion binding
Source: RefSeq, a predicted model, not a curated record